Messenger RNA from Cercocebus atys (sooty mangabey), 4271 nucleotides. It is a transcript of the gene MTMR1, whose product is annotated as myotubularin related protein 1. The transcript has 14 exons. Gene Ontology annotation, molecular function: phosphatidylinositol-3,5-bisphosphate 3-phosphatase activity. The record is from RefSeq and is a predicted model, not a curated record. Bases 160 to 2061 code for a protein of 633 amino acids. NCBI's taxonomy places the organism in Eukaryota, Metazoa, Chordata, Mammalia, Primates, Cercopithecidae. Gene Ontology annotation, biological process: phosphatidylinositol dephosphorylation.
UUGUGGGUAACGCGGGGCCGCCAGGUGACAGCUAAUGGCGGCGGCCGCCUGAGGCGGGCGGGCGGUAGAGCAGGCGGCAGGAGGCGAGCGGCGAAACCUUCCCGGCCGCCGCUCCUGUCCCGACGGCGGCUUCCCCAAGGCGGCAGGACUCGGCGCGCCAUGGACAGGCCGGCGGCGGCGGCGGCGGCGGCGGCGGCGGCGGGCUGCGAGGGCGGCGGGGGCCCGAACCCGGGGCCGGCGGGCGGCAGGAGGCCUCCUCGGACCGCGGGGGGCGCCGCCGCCGGCUCCCGGCAGCCCAGCGUGGAGACCCUGGACAGUCCUACAGGAUCACAUGUUGAAUGGUGUAAACAGCUUAUAGCUGCUACAAUUUCUAGUCAGAUUUCAGGUUCAGUGACAUCAGAAAAUGUAUCCAGAGAUUACAAGGCUCUAAGGGAUGGAAAUAAGCUGGCACAGAUGGAAGAGGCUCCACUUUUUCCAGGAGAAUCAAUUAAAGCCAUUGUGAAAGAUGUCAUGUAUAUCUGUCCAGUUAUGGGAGCAGUGAGUGGAACCCUGACAGUGACGGACUUUAAGCUGUACUUCAAAAAUGUCGAGAGGGACCCACAUUUUAUCCUUGAUGUUCCCCUUGGAGUGAUCAGCAGAGUUGAGAAGAUUGGAGCACAGAGCCAUGGAGACAAUUCCUGUGGUAUAGAGAUAGUGUGCAAGGAUAUGAGGAACUUGCGGCUUGCUUAUAAACAGGAAGAACAGAGUAAACUAGGGAUAUUUGAAAACCUCAACAAACAUGCAUUUCCUCUUUCUAAUGGACAGGCACUAUUUGCAUUCAGCUAUAAAGAAAAAUUUCCAAUUAAUGGCUGGAAAGUUUAUGAUCCAGUAUCUGAAUAUAAGAGGCAGGGUUUGCCAAAUGAGAGUUGGAAAAUAUCCAAAAUAAACAGUAAUUAUGAGUUCUGUGACACCUACCCUGCCAUCAUUGUUGUGCCAACUAGUGUAAAAGACGAUGACCUUUCAAAAGUGGCAGCUUUUCGAGCAAAAGGCAGAGUCCCUGUAAGUAAUAAACAUUGUCAUUUAUACAGGAAUAUGUAUUGCGUUAGGUCUAAGAUGGAAAGAUUUAAGACAAGAAUUCAGACAAAGGGUGGAGGAUAUGAAAGUGAAAGUGCUUACCCAAACGCAGAACUUGUGUUCUUGGAGAUCCACAACAUUCAUGUCAUGCGAGAGUCACUACGCAAAUUAAAAGAGAUUGUGUACCCUUCAAUCGAUGAGGCACGGUGGCUCUCCAAUGUGGAUGGGACGCAUUGGCUGGAAUAUAUAAGGAUGCUGCUUGCUGGGGCAGUAAGAAUUGCUGAUAAAAUAGAAUCCGGGAAAACAUCUGUGGUGGUGCAUUGCAGCGAUGGUUGGGACCGAACAGCCCAGCUCACAUCUCUGGCUAUGCUAAUGUUGGACAGUUACUACAGGACCAUUAAAGGAUUUGAAACUCUCGUAGAAAAGGAGUGGAUAAGCUUUGGACACAGGUUUGCACUGCGAGUGGGCCAUGGUAAUGACAACCAUGCUGAUGCUGACCGAUCUCCUAUAUUUCUGCAGUUUAUUGAUUGUGUUUGGCAAAUGACAAGACAGUUUCCUUCAGCAUUCGAGUUUAAUGAGCUAUUCUUGAUUACAAUUUUGGAUCACCUUUAUAGCUGUCUUUUUGGGACCUUUUUGUGCAACUGUGAACAGCAGCGAUUCAAAGACGAUGUAUAUACAAAGACGAUAUCUUUAUGGUCGUAUAUCAAUAGCCAGCUAGAUGAGUUUUCUAAUCCCUUCUUUGUGAAUUAUGAAAACCAUGUGUUAUAUCCUGUUGCUAGUCUGAGUCAUUUGGAAUUGUGGGUAAACUAUUAUGUACGAUGGAAUCCACGGAAGAGACCUCAGAUGCCCAUUCACCAGAAUCUCAAGGAGCUGCUGGCCGUCAGGGCGGAGCUGCAGAAGCGUGUGGAGGGCCUACAGCGGGAGGUGGCCACACGUGCUGUCUCAUCCUCAUCUGAGCGGGGCUCCUCGCCCUCCCACUCCGCCACCUCCGUCCACACCUCAGUCUGACGAGCGAGGCCAGCCUGCUGCCCCACUGUCUGCCAGCGGCUCAGGAAAGGGGCCUGGCCAUCACCGUUAUGGCUGUAGCUUGUGAUCUUGUCUUUUAGGAUUAGGCCCAGGGACCAUUUGUGUGGCUAGGUGACAGCUCCCACUGUUGGCAAGUGCUUUUUGUUUUGUGAACAGCCCGUUACCCUCCUGUCAGCGGUUUCACAGGGGAGCCGUCUGUCACGUCCACCCUGUGAAGCAACUUCUAGCGUCCAGGCAGCUUGGGAGAAACUAAGUGAAUGGAUUGCAGUACUGAGGUUCAAGAAAGCUGUGCGCCAUUUCUUUCCAAGUUAAAUCCUUCAGUAACAACAAACACCAUUCACUUCAAGACGCAUUGCCAGCCCCAUGGCUUCCCUCAGCUCUUGGCCACAACUUGAAAACUGUUUUGAAUGAAGUACUUGGGGAGAAGACAGACCACUGCCCUCUGUUCCACAGUUCUCUUCAUGCACGGGGUCCUCCUGUAACAAUUACUGUUGUGUACAUACAAGGUAUUUUUAGAGAAGAGAAACAGGCCUUUAUUUUCCUAUGUCCUUUUUUACGUUUAGAAUAGUCACCUGAGGAGAGAUCAGCUCAACUGUACUGUGGGAGAAAUUAUUUUCCAACAAACCUCAUGCUCAUUUUUCUGUGGUGCAUUUGAAAUGGGAUUUGAACAUGGUCAUUUCAAGGACAACGUGUUCUGUCCUCACCUCACUCUGGUACUCACCUCUUGGGGCGGCUCAGACCAUUCAUGGGGACAGCACCAAGCGGCCAUGCUCAGUCUUCCAGCCCCGCUGAGGGUAAACCGAAGCCUCUGGCAGCUGUGCACAGGUGCUGGCCUCUCGCUCCUUCAAGGAGCGCUGCCUGUCACUCGCUCCUGGGCUGUCUGGCCAUGCUUCCCACCACCACUUUACCGCUGCCAGCUGCCAGGAUCAAAGCAAGUCUGCUCUUAUGUUAUUUGCCUGUAUGGAAUCAUUUCUCAUUUUAUCACAGUUCCUUCAACUCAGCUUACUCACAUGGCUGCCUGUUAAUAUUUGAAAGCAGCCACUGUGCUGUGGCUUUGGUUUGGAAAAGCAUAGCACGCACUUCCCUUGGUUUUCCCUUCCCAGAGCCGACCACAGCUGGUCAGCCCUCUUCCCGCUCCUGAACCUUUACUGACUGACUGUGAGCUCUGUGACUCCAUCAGUCCUCGCAGGAAUUAAUUUACCACCCAUUGAUUCAAUCCACUUGCGCGCCAUAGCUCUGAGCUCCUCUGUGUGACAUGCCACAGAUGAUUAUUGCACACCUGGGUCCUGCCCCAGCAGGCCAUGCCCCUCCCUCAUGCUGUGCCCGUUGCUGCAACUUCCCACCACGGGCUGCAGGAAUUCAGCCUUUAGAGGCAGAGGCGGCUGCAGCGGCUCCUAAGGUCAAACCCCAGCGUGACUGCAUAACAGUGUUAGCUGGCUGUUUUCAAAUUACUGGAUUCCAGGCAAAGUCCUACAAAUUGACCUUAUUUUUGAAAAUAUGUUAAGGGUUUUUUUAAUAGAGAAUGGAUUUUUUUUUUUAAAAAAAAAACUGGGAACCUCCUGAUUCUUACUGAAAAUUAUCCUUCUAUAAGAUAGCAGAGAGAUUUAUUCAAGGUAAUUUGAUAACCUAAAAUCAAUUCUCCAUUUUUAUCACAUGUGGGAUUUGUUGCUAAAUCAUAUUCGACAUUAGCUUUUAUGUUCCUAACAUAUCUGAACGUUAUUUAUGAAUGGAUAAACUGGAUUAUAGAUAUACUGAUUUUUUUUUUAAUGGGGACAUUUCCCAUUUUCUUCCCAGACAUAUGUAAUCCCCUGGCUGACCAGGACUAUUAAACAUAGUGUGGACUGGAUGAUGCCUUCGACAAACCAGAGAAGCCAAGUUGUGGGGAGCUGGUGCCUGGAGUGGGCCCUGUGCACCUCACCUGGCGGAGGCUGGGGGGCUCCGUCAGCAGGACCCUACAGACUCCUAUUCCAUUUUAAAGAAGCACAAUGGGUCAUUUCCCUUUGUAUGUUCCUAGUGCAGAACUGUUUCUAAAACAUCUUGAAGUAUAGUUUUGUUAUCCAAGCAAUUUUUGUUUUAUGUGUACUAGAAUGCGAAACCUUUAUGGUUCAGGUUUUUAAAAACUGGUACAGUAUUGUAUUUGUCUCAUCUGUUGCACUGUAUUUCAAUCUGUAAUUAAAAUGAUCUUAUGUUUG